GCUACAGCCUCAUUUGCAAAGGCUCUGCAAGCGCUUUUUUAGCCGCACGCUGAAGGUCGUCGACUCCUCUGCAGCUCGUCAGGUACCUGCUAAUCACGAAUGCGGGCCCACGUCUUGCGGCGACUGCCUGGUGCCGCGCUACGGCGUCCGACAGCCAGCGCACCGCACGCAGCUCAUUACGCGAGCGCAGCCCUGCGCGGCGGCACAGCACGGCGCAGCGCAGCCCUACGAGCUGCCACACCACGGCGCGCCACCCUAACAAUGCCGUCGAUGCGCGGCGUCUGGACCCUCACGACGGCACCGGACCGCGACCGACAAACAUACAAACGAUCAAUCACCGUCGGCCCGGAGGUCGCCCAAGCCCUCACCGUCGUGCCGCCCGUGCUCCUCCAGGGCGUCUUCGUCAGCCCCUUACCCGCGGUGCGGGGCUACGCGCAAAAGGGCACGACGGGCGACGCCUCGGUCGCACCCUAUGCGCUCAUGGUGGCCAACGGCACGGUCUGGCUGACGUACGGCGUAUUAAUCGGCGCGCCGACGGUAGCUUUACCAAAUAUCACGGCGGUAUCAUUAGGCAUGUACUACACGUACACCUUCCACAAGCACAAGCCGGCCGACGCGCCCUUCGCGCCCUACGUGAUCGCCGCGUCGAGCGUCGCGGCGCUGGCCGUCGGCACUGCAUUAGCGCUAGAACAGGAAGCCGCAGCACACACGGUGGGUCUCAUCGGGUGCGGCGUCCUGCCCGCGAUGUUCGCCGGGCCCCUCGCGGCGGCCAGAAAAGUUAUAUCAACAAAAAACGCGGCGGCCAUCCCGCUCGCUUUUACGUUAUUCUCCACGGUGAACACGAUCACAUGGAUCGGUUACGGGUUGCUGGUGAUCGACGACGUUUAUAUAUGGGGCCCGAACGUCAUAGGACUUGGCGCGGCUUUUGCUCAGUUGGGCCUCGUGGCGAGGUACGGGCGCAAGUGAACAUAGUUACUGUCUGUUAAAUAAGAAUUUGUACACAGAGUUACACAGCUUCUAUGGA
Pelagomonas calceolata is the source of this 1024-nucleotide messenger RNA. The record is from the annotation of a GenBank genome assembly. Lineage: Eukaryota; Pelagophyceae; Pelagomonadales; Pelagomonadaceae.